AUGGGCUUGUGCAGGCAGCGAGCAGGCGAGACGAGAGACGAUAUCCAGGCCAGAUAUCUUCUCUCUGUCUUCGGCGAGGGAGUCUUGUCGACGAGCGUCUGGUCUCUUGCGUCUGGUCUCUGCGUCUCCAGCGAGUCCUGGAGGCUUCUCGUCUCGUCCGUGGGCGUCUUCUUGCUGGUGCCUUGCGGUGACUGUGCUGUCUGUCCGGUCUCGGUGACCAGCAAAGAAAACAGAACGAAUAGCAGGAAAAAGAGAAUAGAAGAAGCGAAAAAAAGAACAACUCCGGUCUAUCCUGUCCGUCUGUGUCUGUCUGUCCGUCUGUCUGUCUGUCUGUCUGUCUGUCUGUCUGUCUGUCUGUGA
Molecule: messenger RNA, 360 nt
Organism: Trichophyton rubrum CBS 118892
Lineage: Eukaryota; Fungi; Ascomycota; Eurotiomycetes; Onygenales; Arthrodermataceae
Exons: 1
Coding region: 1-360 (119 amino acids)
Source: RefSeq, a predicted model, not a curated record